AUGUCGGAGAAGGUGCUCACGCGGUUGUGUCAGGAGCUCUGGGUGUUUCUUGGCACGCAGCCCGGGCUGUCACAUGCUAUGCAGGGUUGCAGACAGAUGAAAUUGCUUCCGUUCACAAUCUCAGACAUUUCCUUGAGCAAACUAAGCAUCAUCUACCCUCCAGAUUAUUUGAACAACCUGGCUGCAAGGUUGAUCAGCCAUGGCGGCUCCAGCGCUAGCGCACCUCUAUACGAACACGCAUCUCCAGAGUCCCUAGCCCUCCUCUUCUUCCUCUUCCUCGUCGCCGUGCACUUGGCAACACCAAGGUCCAGAACAGAGAACCUGCUCCGGAAGCUACCGUCGCCUCCGUUCAAGCUCCCGAUCAUCGGCCACCUCCACCUCAUCGGAUCCCUUCCCCACCACUCCCUCCGCGACCUCGCCAAGAAGCACGGGCCCGACGUGAUGCUCCUCCGCCUCGGCGCCGUGCCAACGCUCGUCGUCUCCUCCCCCCGCGCCGCCAAGGCUGUCCUGCGCACGCACGACCACGUCAUCGCCUCCCGACCGCACUCCGUGGUCGCUGACAUCCUCUUCUACGGCUCCACUGACGUUAGCUUCACGCCUUACGGCGAGUAUUGGCGCCGAGCCAGGAAGGUCAUCACCACCCACCUCCUCACCGCAGCGAAGGUCCGGUCAUACCGCGCCGCCCGCGAGCAGGAGGUCCGGCUGGUCUUAGCCAGGGUGAGGGCCGCCGCCGCCGCGGGCACGGCGAUCGACGUCAGCGAAAUCUUGGGCUUCUUCGCCAAUGACAUUGUGUGCCAGGCCAUGACGGGCAGGCUCCCCAGGGAACAAGGCCGGAACCAGCUCUUCCGGGAGCUGCUAGAGACGAACACCAAGCUCCUGGGAGGAUUCAACCUGGAUGACUACUUCCCGAGCUUGGCAAGGUUUGAUUUGGUGUCGGCCAAGGCCGUGAAGCACAUGAAGAGAUGGGAUGACCUUUUGGACAGCCUCAUCGACAAGCACAAGAGCAAGACGCUGGAUGGUGAGGACGAGGGGGACUUUAUCGACGUGUUGCUCUCCGUUCAACAAGAGUACGGCCUGACCAGAGAUAAUAUCAAGGCAAUACUGAUGGACACGUUCGAAGCUGGGACAGACACAACGUACAUAGCGCUCGACUACGCCAUGGCUGAGCUGAUGCAGAAUCCCCAAUCAAUGAACAAGCUGCAAGCUGCAAGCCGAGCUUCCACCAGGCUCCCCAAGCUUAUUACUAAGGACUUUUUGGGCAAGUUGGCCUUCCUUCCCAUUAAUCUGAAAGAGAGCGUGCGGACGCACCAGGGAGGUCCCGUUUUAAUUCCGUUUUUGUCCGUUCAAUCGGAAUGCAAUGUGGAGGGCUAUACCAUACCCUUCGGGACACGUGUAAUCGUCAACGCGUGGGCUCUAUGCAGGGACACCACCUACUGGGAGAGUGCAGAGGAGUUCAUGCCCGAGCGGUUCAUGGAAGAAGCCAUGGAUGCUGCUUCCGACUUCCGGGGGAACGACUUCUGUUUCUUGCUGUUUGGGUCUGGGCGAAGGAUGUGCCUGGGUAUAAACUUCACCACCGCCACUUUCGAAAUCAUUCUUGCCAACCUCAUCUACCACUUCAAUUGGGAGCUUCCGCCAGUGUUGACAGGCAUCGAAAUGUCAGAGUCGUAUGGGAUGGAUGUGCACCGUAAUGAGAAGCUUCUUCUUAUCUCUCGGAUGGCUCACGACGUCUAG
Messenger RNA from Setaria italica (foxtail millet), 1731 nucleotides. Its product is annotated as indole-2-monooxygenase. Gene Ontology annotation, molecular function: iron ion binding; monooxygenase activity; oxidoreductase activity, acting on paired donors, with incorporation or reduction of molecular oxygen. Lineage: Eukaryota; Viridiplantae; Streptophyta; Magnoliopsida; Poales; Poaceae. The transcript is spliced from 8 exons. The record is from RefSeq and is a predicted model, not a curated record. The coding region runs from base 1 to 1731 and encodes 576 amino acids.